AUGGGACAAGGACCAUCGGGGAUGCCUGGAAACGGCAAUGAUCCCUCCAAGAAGCCUAACGACAAGAAGAAAGAAAAACCAAAGUACGAACCUCCAGUGGAAAGUAAGUUUGGUAAGAAACGGAGAAAGGGACCCGAUACCGCAGUCAAAUUACCUUCUGUUUACCCAAAUACAAGAUGUAAAUUGAAAUUGUUGAAAUUAGAAAGAAUCAAGGAUCAUUUGUUGUUGGAGGAAGAGUUUGUGACCAAUCAAGAAGCAUUCCAACCCACUGAACAACGACAAGCUGAGGAACGAGAAAAAGUAGAUGAAUUAAGAGGGUACCCCAUGUCAAUUGGGACUUUAGAAGAAAUUGUUGAUGAUGAUCAUGCAAUUGUUUCAUCAACUUCAGGUAGUGAAUAUUAUGUUAGUAUUAUGUCAUUUGUUGAUAAAGGAUUAUUAGAACCUGGAUGUUCAGUAUUAUUACAUCAAAAAACAGUGGCAAUCGUUGGGGUAUUACAAGAUGAUGCUGAUCCAAUGGUAAGUGUUAUGAAAUUAGAUAAAUCUCCAACAGAAUCUUAUGCUGAUAUUGGAGGUUUGGAAUCACAAAUUCAAGAGAUCAAAGAAGCUGUUGAAUUACCUUUAACUCAUCCUGAAUUGUAUGAAGAAAUGGGUAUUAAACCUCCUAAGGGUGUUAUAUUGUACGGUGCUCCAGGUACAGGGAAAACCUUAUUGGCCAAAGCGGUUGCCAAUCAAACCAGUGCAACUUUCUUAAGAAUUGUUGGAUCAGAAUUGAUUCAAAAGUAUCUUGGUGAUGGUCCACGAUUAUGUCGACAAAUCUUUCAAAUUGCUGCAGAACAUGCCCCUUCCAUUGUAUUUAUUGAUGAAAUCGAUGCAAUUGGUACCAAGAGAUAUGAAUCUACCAGUGGAGGUGAAAAGGAAAUACAAAGAACCAUGUUGGAGUUAUUAAAUCAAUUGGAUGGGUUUGAUGAUCGUGGUGAUAUUAAAGUUAUUAUGGCCACCAAUAAGAUUGAGUCUUUAGAUCCUGCUUUGAUUAGACCUGGUAGAAUUGAUAGAAAGAUCUUGUUUGAAAAUCCUGAUGCUAAUACAAAGAAAAAGAUUUUAGGAAUUCAUACUUCCAAAAUGAGCUUAGCAGAUGAUGUUAAAUUAGAUGAAUUGGUCACCUCUAAAGAUGAUUUAAGUGGUGCUGAUAUUAAGGCCAUGUGUACCGAAGCAGGUUUAUUGGCAUUAAGAGAAAGAAGAAUGCAAGUCAAGAUGGAUGAUUUCAAACAAGCUAAAGAAAGAGUAUUGAAAAACAAAGUCGAGGAGAAUUUAGAAGGAUUAUAUUUAUAA
Lizanozyma spartinae is the source of this 1329-nucleotide messenger RNA. RefSeq names its product proteasome regulatory particle base subunit (gene RPT2). Lineage: Eukaryota; Fungi; Ascomycota; Pichiomycetes; Serinales; Debaryomycetaceae. Gene Ontology annotation, molecular function: ATP hydrolysis activity; proteasome-activating activity; ATP binding. The record is from RefSeq and is a predicted model, not a curated record. Gene Ontology annotation, biological process: proteasome-mediated ubiquitin-dependent protein catabolic process. The coding region runs from base 1 to 1329 and encodes 442 amino acids. The transcript has a single exon. Gene Ontology annotation, cellular component: proteasome regulatory particle, base subcomplex.